This is a messenger RNA of Camelus dromedarius (Arabian camel), 2772 nucleotides long. RefSeq names its product coactivator associated arginine methyltransferase 1 (gene CARM1). Lineage: Eukaryota; Metazoa; Chordata; Mammalia; Artiodactyla; Camelidae. The record is from RefSeq and is a predicted model, not a curated record. Gene Ontology annotation, biological process: peptidyl-arginine methylation. Gene Ontology annotation, molecular function: protein-arginine N-methyltransferase activity.
UUCCAGUUUUAUGGCUACCUGUCCCAGCAGCAGAACAUGAUGCAGGACUACGUGCGGACGGGCACCUACCAGCGCGCCAUCCUGCAGAACCACACAGACUUCAAGGACAAGAUCGUUCUUGAUGUUGGCUGUGGCUCUGGGAUCCUGUCGUUUUUCGCCGCCCAAGCUGGAGCAAGGAAGAUCUAUGCAGUGGAGGCCAGCACCAUGGCCCAGCAUGCCGAGGUCUUGGUGAAAAGUAACAACCUCACCGACCGCAUCGUGGUCAUCCCUGGGAAGGUGGAGGAGGUCUCGCUGCCUGAGCAGGUGGACAUCAUCAUCUCGGAGCCCAUGGGCUACAUGCUCUUCAAUGAGCGCAUGCUCGAGAGCUACCUCCACGCCAAGAAGUACCUGAGGCCUGGCGGAAACAUGUUCCCCACCAUUGGUGAUGUCCACCUCGCACCCUUCACGGAUGAACAGCUCUACAUGGAGCAGUUCACCAAGGCCAACUUCUGGUACCAGCCAUCCUUCCAUGGAGUGGACCUGUCAGCCCUCCGAGGUGCUGCGGUGGAUGAGUAUUUCCGGCAGCCUGUGGUGGACACAUUUGACAUCCGGAUCCUAAUGGCCAAGUCUGUCAAGUACACGGUGAACUUCUUAGAAGCCAAAGAAGGAGAUUUGCACAGGAUAGAAAUCCCAUUCAAAUUCCACAUGCUGCAUUCUGGGCUGGUUCAUGGUCUGGCCUUCUGGUUUGACGUUGCUUUCAUCGGCUCCAUAAUGACUGUGUGGCUGUCCACGGCCCCGACGGAGCCCCUGACGCACUGGUACCAGGUCCGGUGCCUGUUCCAGUCACCGCUGUUCGCCAAGGCCGGGGACACGCUCUCAGGGACAUGUCUGCUUAUUGCCAACAAAAGACAGAGCUACGACAUCAGUAUUGUGGCCCAGGUAGACCAGACGGGCUCCAAAUCCAGUAACCUCCUGGACCUAAAAAACCCUUUCUUCAGAUACACAGGCACGACGCCCUCGCCCCCGCCCGGCUCCCACUACACGUCCCCCUCGGAGAACAUGUGGAACACCGGCAGCACAUACAACCUCAGCAGCGGGAUGGCCGUGGCUGGGAUGCCGACCGCCUACGACCUGAGCAGUGUUAUCGCUGGUGGGUCCAGCGUGGGCCACAACAACCUGAUCCCUUUAGCCAACACGGGGAUUGUCAAUCACACCCACUCUCGGAUGGGCUCCAUAAUGAGCACGGGGAUUGUCCAAGGGUCCUCUGGCGCUCAGGGCAGCAGCGGUGGCGGCUCCAGUGCCCACUACGCGGUCAACAGCCAGUUCACCAUGGGCGGCCCUGCCAUCUCGAUGGCCUCGCCCAUGUCCAUCCCGACCAACACCAUGCACUACGGGAGCUAGGCCCCCCCGGUGGGGACGGACUGACAGCACCAGGAAACCAAAUGAAGACCCUACCCACCCCACCCCUCCACCCAGGCGGCUCUCACCCCUGUGCUGGAGAAGCCCAAACACCCGGUCACAGCCCUCUUUGCUAUGGGAACUUGAACACUUUUUUACACAACGUUGCCGCCGCCGCCCCUACCCCACUGCCCUCCCCCCAGUCUUGGCCCUGAGCGUGUCGCUGCCGUAUUUUACACACGAUCAUGUCGUGGGAGACCUGUUGCCCCCUCCUGCCCUCUCCACCCUGACCUGGGUUUGACAUCUUCUGUACCAGGCGUGUCUGAGCCUGACAGCUGCAGGCCUGGCCUGAGGGAGGUGGGCAGCUGCUGCCCUGCCCAUCCCCUGGGCCGCCCCCAUUGCCUGUCUCCAGUGGGCAGGCCCUCUGGGCUGGGUGGGGCCUCCCCUUCAACUACCAGGCCUUCGUCACAAUGGGCGUGACAUGCUGCUUUUUUUAAUUUUAUUUUUUUACAAAAAGAACCAGUGUCAAUCCACAGACCCUCUGAGAAAUCAGGCCGGCCGGGCCGAGCCAGCAGCCCCUCUCCCCCACUCAGAGGCUCAGUGGUGAGGGGAGGCCCUGCCGAGUCUUCAGGAUGGGGUGGGGCCGGGCCUCUGGAGCCCCUCGGCCCCCUCCCACCAAAGGGUUCACCUCACACUUGAAUGUACAACCCACCCGGCUGUCGGGAAGGCCCUCCGUCCUCGGCCCCUGCCUCUUGCUGCUGUCCUGUCCCUGAGCCCCUGCAGGGCCCCCUCCCCAACCCGCACCAAGAGCUAGAACAGGUGGCCCCAUGGGCCCUGGGCCUGGAGGGAAGGGUCACCGUCAGCCACUUGGGGCAGACGCAGAAACCUCAAGGGUCUGUCAUGAAAGGCGUCCUUUCUCCUCGUAGCUAAUGUUAGGCCUGUGUAUCCCCUUCAGUAUUUGUAGAUGCUCCAGUCCCUACUACCAUGAUGGCAUUUUGGUCCCUCCCCAGCCUGGGAAGGAAGAGCCUGGGAAGGAAGGGGCCUUGCAGGGACCUCUCCAAAAAAAAAAAAAAAAAAAAAAGGAAAAGGAAAAAAACAAAAAAACAAAAUAAACAAGGAAAUGUAUGUUUCAGCACAGGCAAUUUUCUUCCGCUCCCCAUUUCUAACACCCCAGACUCGGACGUGGCGGAGCUCAGGCUAGGCCCAGGGCCCACUAACUCCGGAAAGAGCAGGCCCAGCCGAGGCUGGGGUGGCCCCUUUGCCACCCGCCCUGGCAGACGGCCCAUGGGGUGAUGGCCACCCCGGAAGCUCCCUGUGCUGCCCCUCUCCCGCCUUUAUAUAAAUUCUCUGAAUCACCUUUGCAUAGAAAAUAAAAGUGUUUGCUUUGUAAGAAAA